GGAAAAUAAUUGACUGGCUUCUAGGGGCGCGUAUCGGAAGGGAAGCGACUCUAGCAAAAGAAUAAAAAGUGAGUAGAGAAGACAAACAAAAGCAAAUAAAUGUUCUUUAACCUUAAGGGAAGGCAAGCGGUAGCUUCAUUAGAUCCAGCCACACGCUAUCGCAUCACGCGUUCUCAGGCGAUGUCUCAGUGCGCCAACAAACCCCUCCUGUGGGUUCUUGAGGAACUCACCAGCGUUGUUGCCGUUGGGGGCCUCUCUGGGUCGCUUCACAAAGUUGAGUACUUUCUGUGUCUUUUGACACGCUUAUUGCAGAUAGGUCCUUCCCCAGACAUCGUGUUAGCUAUGCUUCGUCAGGAGCUGCACAAAUAUGUGAAAGUGGCGGCAUUGUUUAUAAUUCGAUUUAUUGGGAAUGACAUUAUGGUUCAAGAAGCAGUUAAGCUUGGCCUCGACGAUUACCGAAAGAUCCGAGUUUAUGGCAGUGAUGAGACUCCUGUAACGUUGUUUGUGACUCCAGGUGUCAAAAGACCAAGAGACAUGGAUGAAAGUAACCAUGAACUUCCAGUGGGAAACCAAGAAAACACUGAUGUAAUGGAAAGCCGAGAGCCCCCGCACUACUUUAUUCUGAAAAUGGAUGAGCUGACGGAAAGACUAUUCCAGUUGAAUCAACCUCGUAAUGCGCCAAGGGGUAAAAAUGUUUUUCUAGGCGUUCCAUUUCCUGCUCUUGUUGAUUUGCCACACAUUUUAUGA
Molecule: messenger RNA, 747 nt
Organism: Phytomonas sp. EM1
Lineage: Eukaryota; Euglenozoa; Kinetoplastea; Trypanosomatida; Trypanosomatidae
Source: the annotation of a GenBank genome assembly